This is a messenger RNA of Williopsis jadinii, 3074 nucleotides long. It is a transcript of the gene SEC27, whose product is annotated as coatomer subunit beta'. The record is from RefSeq and is a predicted model, not a curated record. Gene Ontology annotation, biological process: intracellular protein transport; retrograde vesicle-mediated transport, Golgi to endoplasmic reticulum; intra-Golgi vesicle-mediated transport. Gene Ontology annotation, molecular function: protein binding; structural molecule activity. Gene Ontology annotation, cellular component: COPI vesicle coat. The transcript has 3 exons. Bases 450 to 2996 code for a protein of 848 amino acids. NCBI's taxonomy places the organism in Eukaryota, Fungi, Ascomycota, Saccharomycetes, Phaffomycetales, Wickerhamomycetaceae.
AAACCACCGGUUUUGAUACAACCGGAACAAAUUCUUACGUCUGGGCUUACAUAAGCACACACUUCUCCAACCAGAUCGCGCUCGCUGCGAAAUUUCCCUCCUUUUUCGAAUGAGCUGGUUUCUUCGGUUUUGUGGUUUGUUGUUUUUUUUCUAAAGGGGAUCGAGGAAAUUUGGAAUUGAACAGAACAUCAACAACGUCAACCCAGAAAAAAGACACGACACCGGGCGGUUAAAACAGAGAAAUCAACAACAAUAACAGCAACAGCGGCAACAAGAACCACAUUUGUUGCGUAAUUCAUCACAGCUUUCCAAAGAUACCGAGUCAGGAGAUUAAGCGCUGUGGUCAAUUCCCGUUUGUGUGUGUUUGAAGCGUUUUAUAAGGAAACAAAGAGAAAAGCUCCCACGGAGUCGCUGUGCCCCCCUUUUGAUUUAAGCCGAGUUUAAAAACCAUGCUGUUGGACGUUAAAAAACAAUUCAGCUCGCGUACCGCCAGGGUGAAAGGGAUCGAUUUCCACCCAACGGAGCCUUGGGUAUUAACGACUCUGUACUCUGGGCGCGUGGAGAUCUGGUCGUAUGAGACAGGCGCAAAGAUCAAGUCGAUCGACGUCACUGAGGUGCCGAUCCGUGCCGGCUGCUUUGUCGCUAGAAAGAAUUGGAUUGUUGUCGGUGCAGAUGAUUUCCAAGUUCGUGUUUACAACUUCAACACUGGUGAGAAGAUCACACAGUUCGAGGCACAUCCAGACUAUAUCCGUUGCAUUGCAGUACACCCAACCCGUCCUUACAUCCUCACUUCUUCUGACGAUGGAACGAUCAGAUUGUGGAACUGGGAAAACAAUUGGAAGUUGGAACAGGUGUUUGAAGGCCACCAGUACUUUGUCAUGUCGUUGGCUUUCAACCCAAAGGAUCCAAACACUUUUGCAUCUGCAUGCCUGGAUCACACAGUGAAGAUUUGGUCAUUGGGUAACAGCACUCCAAACUUUACGUUGAACGCACACGAGACUAAAGGUGUCAACUACGUUAGUUAUUACCCUCAGGCCGACAAACCUUAUUUGAUCACUUCGUCUGAUGAUAAGACAGUCAAGAUUUGGGAUUAUCAGACAAAGUCUUGUGUUGCCACAUUGGAAGGACACUCUGCAAACGUUUCAUUUGCAAUCUUCCACAGAGAAUUGCCAAUUAUCAUCUCUGGUUCUGAAGAUGCAACUAUAAAGAUUUGGAACGCAAACACCUAUAAGCUUGAAAAGACCUUGAACUACGGGCUGGAAAGGGCAUGGUGUGUCGCUUCACACCCAUCAUCAAACUCAAUCGGUGUUGGUUUUGACGCUGGUUUUACCGUGUUGCAGUUGGGUGACGACGAACCACGUUUGUCCAUGGACCCAGUCGGUAAGAUCAUCUGGUCUAAACAUAAUGAGGUUUUCAGCUCAGUUAUCAAGGGGACUGAAGGCGUUGAGGACGGUGAAACUUUGCCUUUGUCAGCAAAGGAUCUCGGUGCUGUUGAGGUGUUCCCAUCAUCUCUGAAACAUUCUCCAAAUGGUCGUUUCGUUACAGUUACAGGUGAUGGUGAAUACAUAGUUUACACCGCACUUGCAUGGAGAAACAAGGCUUAUGGCUCUGCAAACGAUUUUGUGUGGGCCCAUGACUCGAACUUGUAUGCAAUCACAGAUUCACAGAACAGAAUCUCCAUCCACAAGAACUUUAAACCAAAGACCAAUGGUGAGAUUGAUUUCGUUUACGGAGUGGAAAAGCUGUACGGUGGUGCAUUACUAGGUGUUAAAGGUGAUGGAUUUGUCAUUUUCUACGAUUGGGAAUCUGGUGAGAUCGUUAGAAGAAUUGAUGUCGAGGCAACAGAUGUUAUCUGGUCUGAAUCGGGUGAAUUGGUCAUGAUCACUAGUGCAGAAACAUCAUUCGUUCUGAAAUUUGAUAGAGAUCUUUUCGUCGAAGCUUUGCAAAACAAUACCGUUGAUCCAGAAGAAGGUGUUGAGGAGAGUUUUGAUCUCUUGUAUGAUGUUAGCGAGACCAUCACUUCUGGUAAGUUUGUCGGUGACGUCUUCAUCUUUACCACAAACUCGAACAGAUUGAACUACCUCGUUGGUGGUAAUGUGUACAACAUUGCCCACUUUGAAAAGCCAAACUACCUUUUGGGUUACUUGGCGCGUGAUAACAGAGUUUACGUUUCUGACAAGGAUAUCAACGUUAUGAGUUACCACUUAUCCCUUUCUGUGCUUGAGUACCAAACCUUGGUGCUAAGAGGAGAAAUUGAACAAGCUAAUGAAGAAUAUUUGGGUGCUGUGGAAAAGGAGGAUCUGCUGAAGAUUUCCAGAUUCUUGGAAGCUCAGGAGUAUUUGCAAGAAGCUCUUGAGAUUUCCCCAGAUGAGGAACAGAAGUUUGAAAUUGCGUUGAAACUUCGUGAUUUCACCACUGCACACGCAAUUGCCUCAAAGGACAGCAAUGCACACAAAUGGAAAUCACUCGGUGAUUUAGCGCUCACUUCUUUCCAAUACAACUUGGCUAUUGAGUCAUUUGAAAAAGCUGAAGACAUUGAAAGUUUGUUCCUAAUAUACACCUCCCUGAACCUCAAAUCUGAACUUGGAAAAUUGGCACAACACGCAAAGGCCAAAGGCAAGUUCAACAUUGCAUUUAAUUCUUACUGGAGUAAUGGUGAUCUUGCCAGUGCUGUUGAAUUGCUGAAUUUUAGUGAUAGACCAGUAGAAGCCUCUGUGCUUGGGUUCAACUAUGGUGUGGAUGUUACCAAGUCAAUUGAUUUGUGGAAGACAGAUUUGAAAUCAUCGCAGAAGCCAGCUACUGCUGAAAGAAUCUCAAUUCCAGGUGGGGCCCUUGUUGACCUAGAUGGAGAUGAUGACGACGAACCUGUUGAGGUAAAUGCUGAAGAUGUUGAAGAAGAGAAAGAGCAGGAAACAACGGCCAUUGAGGAGGAGAAGCCAGCCGUCGAGAAUGAGGUUGAAGCUGCUGAAGAAGAGGAGGUUGAGGCUGAUGAGUAACACUUGACGAGCGAGGAAGAGCAACAUUAUACACUUCUGUACAUGUUAGAACAUCAAAAUGAAAUAAAAUAAACAACG